This is a messenger RNA of Cucumis sativus (cucumber), 1125 nucleotides long. RefSeq lists its product as uncharacterized. Lineage: Eukaryota; Viridiplantae; Streptophyta; Magnoliopsida; Cucurbitales; Cucurbitaceae. The record is from RefSeq and is a predicted model, not a curated record. The coding region runs from base 259 to 954 and encodes 231 amino acids. The transcript has a single exon.
UACCAAUUUAAUUGAGCUCUACUAAAGUGAUUGUUUGAUAGACUUAAAAUUUAAGAUAUUAUGUGAAAGGGGUUUAUAAGUUGUGGGCAUGGGGAGUGUUAAAAGAAAGGAGUUUGGGAGUGACAAAUGGCGGACCACAUUCCCAUUCACAUUCCCUCCAUUGCAAAUUGCAAAUUCCAAUGCUUCAUAAACCCUAAAUAAUCGUACAUUUAAUUUAUUCUUCUUUUUCUUCUUAUUAUUCUCUUCAAUUUUUCACAAAUGUCUUCUUCUUCUUCACUGUCAAUUUUCUCUCAUCCUCUGUUUUCAGCUCUUCUCUCUUUCUUCACUCUCAUUCUCCUCUUCUUCCCUCCUUUUCUCUGGACUUCCCUCCUCUCUCCGGCGCUUGUCCUCGCCGGAUUUCUCUUUCUCUCCCUCCUCCGCCUCGGUGCAACUCAACGUCAACGCCAGCGCCAACACCAACCCAUCACCAUCACCAACCCCCAACCCAUCAAAUUUACUCAACCACCAGAACACUGUACUGGUUGUUCUCCCAUUUCUUCCUGCUUCGAGGAAUCUUUCGUACAAUGGAAUGUCAGAGCGCCGUUGGAGGUUAUUUACGAAGACUACGAGGAAGAAGAUGAAGAAGAAGAAGAAGAAGAAGAAAAAGAAGAAGGUGAAGUUGAAGUUGAUGAGGAUAAGGAUAAGGAUGAUGGGACGGUACUACACAUGAGAUUAAAUUCAAUGGAGAGGUAUCCUUCUCUGUCGCUGUAUUAUCCGGAAACGGACUCCGAUAGCUGGUCCGGGGCGGAAGAUGAGAUGGAGAAUGUAUGUUUUAUGUGGGAUGAUGAAGAUAGGGAUGAACUCAUCGAGAUUGCUUUGGAUAAGAAGAGAGUAUCAUCGGAGUUUUUUCAGUUGGAGGAGGAGAAUUUGAUCGAGAUUGAUAUUUCUCCAACCGCUUUCCCAAUGUUUAUUUAAAUAUGUAUACACAAUAAGGUUUUUUUUUUUUUCUUUUUCAUUUUCCGAUGCUGUUCAUCAAUUCAUGUGUUGCAUCAUAUCACAUAUAUAAUCCCUAUUCAAUUUGUGUUUCCAAUUUGGAUACUAAAGGAAUUGUUUCUAUAUAAAUAUGUGCAUACUUAGCUUGUUGGA